UUAUGCCGCCCAUCAAUCUAAUGCGGUUAAUCGGUGCUUCGUAUCCGACCGUACCGUUCAUCCGUGAGCAUUCCGGAGCGCUCGAGUAUAAAGAGCACUGCGGAAACUACACUGGUCGUCUCACACCCUCUCCCGCAACAUGACAAGCCCAGACCAGACACGCGUGAAGACCGUCCUCAUCACUGGUCAAGAUGCACGCCAGGUGGAAUAGGAUUCGAGAUGGCGAAGGAGUACCUUGCGAAAGGCUUGCGGGUCUUCGCGACCGCGCGCCGCGCAGAGGUGCUCGCGCAAAUCGCAGCUGCUGCUCCGGGGCUAGAGACCGUCAGACUCGAGGUGACGGAUGCGGAGUCUAUUCGGAAGUGCAGGGAGCACGUUGCGUCGGCUACUGGAGGGGUGCUGGACAUACUGGUCAACAACGCCGGCCUGAGCGAGUCCCAUCUCUCUCCCUGAAGUCCUCAUCGCAUGCUCAUCCGGGGCCCCAGGCUGCUCCGUCCCAGCAACAGACCUUGAGAUCGACCAAGUCAAGUCCGUCUUCGAGGUCAACUUGUUCGGUGUCAUCCGCAUGGUCAACGAGUUUCUGCCUCUACUCAUGGCCAGUGGGGACGGCCGGAUAGUCAACAUCGGCAGCAUUGCGGGCGUCAUGCCGUAUCCGUUCGGCAGCGCCUACAACGCGUCCAAAGCCGCGCUCCAUGCGUACGGGAACACACUGAGGAUCGAGCUGGCUCCAUUCAAUGUGCAGGUCUCCACGAUCGUGACUGGCGGUGUGCAGAGCCACAUCUCAGACAAACCGCCUCCGACGAAACCGACGUCGCUCUACGCACCCAUCGCGGAACACCUGCUCAGGUUCCGCGCUGGGCGGUCCCAGAAGGGAGCUAUGCCUGCGGACGUCUAUGCUCGAUCGAUCGUCUCGCAGACUCUGCGCUCACACCUCAAAGCGUGGAUCUGGAAAGGCAGCUUCACGGGUCUCUGCUGGUUCAUCGAUACGUUCCUGUGGCGGACGGCGUUUGAUGUCCCGUUCUCGAGAGAAUUUGGGUUGGUCAAGCUCGGUAAGAUAUUUAGGAGUGGGGUAGGGAAGAAACAGUCGUAGAUAGUUCACAUCCCCUUUUCUUUUGCACGGAUAUAUGUCUCCACGGAUAACUUGUAAGUAGUCUGCAUACUACAAAACUGUCGCAUGUUUUUGCAUCGCGAUCAUGUGAUCGGGAGUCAGCUCUCCGAGUACCGGGCUUUACGUGUCCAGCAGGGGCAACUCAAUUCUUAGUCUAGGUCGUUCAUCCGCUCAUCCGUUCACAUCGUUCAUCAGCUUUACGAGUGACGAUCAAGAGGCCAGUGAAUGCUUAAUAUUUGGAACAGACUGAACCCCCAGUGAUUAUGAACUGAG
This is a messenger RNA of Mycena citricolor, 1378 nucleotides long. The record is from the annotation of a GenBank genome assembly. Lineage: Eukaryota; Fungi; Basidiomycota; Agaricomycetes; Agaricales; Mycenaceae.